Molecule: messenger RNA, 4086 nt
Organism: Lepidothrix coronata (blue-crowned manakin)
Lineage: Eukaryota; Metazoa; Chordata; Aves; Passeriformes; Pipridae
Gene: SCMH1
Product: sex comb on midleg homolog 1 (Drosophila)
Exons: 14
Coding region: 65-2146 (693 amino acids)
Biological process (GO): regulation of DNA-templated transcription
Cellular component (GO): nucleus
Molecular function (GO): protein binding
Source: RefSeq, a predicted model, not a curated record
CUAGACACCUUCAGUUCUCUAAGAGCAAGCCAGUUCCGGGGGCAGGACAGCAGCAGGUGGUAGAAUGCGGAAACCAGGCCCUCAGAAAGCCAUAGACUGGAAAGAUGGUAAGAAGCACAAGUACAGCCGCCCGUCAGAGUCUCCCUCCCAGUACCAAGGUCACUUCACCUGGGAGAAAUACCUGAAAGAGACAUGUGCCAUCCCAGCUCCUGCCCAUUGCUUCAAGCAGUCAUACACUCCUCCUGCCAACGAGUUCAAGAUCAGUAUGAAGCUGGAAGCCCAGGACCCCCGGAACACCACGUCCACGUGCAUCGCCACCGUGGUGGGGCUGACGGGCGCGCGGCUGCGCCUGCGCCUCGACGGCAGCGACAACAAGAACGACUUCUGGCGCCUGGUGGACUCUGCCGAGAUCCAGCCCAUUGGCAACUGUGAGAAGAAUGGAGGGAUGCUGCAGCCUCCCCUGGGCUUCCGGCUGAAUGCCUCCUCCUGGCCCAUGUUCCUUCUGAAGACUCUGAAUGGAGCAGAGAUGGCUCCUGUCCGGAUUUUUCACAAGGAACCACCAUCUCCAUCCCAAAACUUCUUCAAGACAGGUAUGAAGCUGGAGGCAGUGGACAGGAAGAACCCUCACUUCAUCUGCCCGGCCACCAUUGGGGAGGUGAGAGGUUCUGAGGUCCUCAUAACAUUUGAUGGCUGGAGAGGUGCCUUCGAUUACUGGUGCCGAUAUGAUUCCCGGGACAUCUUUCCCGUAGGCUGGUGCUCGCUGACUGGAGAUAAUCUGCAGCCCCCUGGUACAAAAGUUGUGAUUCCAAAGAGCCCUUUACCUGCCUCCGAAGUAAACUCGGAGAAACCUAGCAUGCACAGUAGCACAAAGACUGUUUUGGGGCAUCAACAAGGGCAAAGGCGUCGCAAAACAGGGAAGAAGCGUGGUCGAACGACCAAAGCGCUAAUCCACCACCCCAUGCCUACACCCUCCAAGUCAGUGGAGCCUUUGAAAUUCCCCAGAAAGAGAGGCCCCAAGCCUGGCAGUAAGAGGAAACCUAGGACAUUGCUGAACCCAGCACCCACCUCUCCAACAACCAGUACCCCAGAGCCAGACACAAGCACUGUGCCCCAGGACGCUGCUACAAUCCCCAGCUCUGCCAUGCAGGCUCCCACAGUUUGCAUUUACUUGAACAAGAACGGCAGCACUGGGCCCCACCUAGACAAGAAGAAAGUUCAGCAGCUGCCAGACCAUUUUGGACCAGCUCGAGCUUCUGUUGUCCUGCAGCAAGCAGUACAGGCCUGCAUUGAUUGUGCUUAUCAUCAGAAAACAGUCUUCUCCUUCUUAAAACAAGGCCACGGGGGAGAGGUCAUCUCAGCUGUGUUUGAUCGGGAACAGCACACUCUGAACCUGCCAGCAGUAAACAGUAUCACCUACGUCCUCCGCUUCCUGGAGAAGCUGUGCCACAAUCUGCGCAGUGACAACCUCUUUGGGAACCAGCCUUUCUCUCAGAACAGCCACAUGCAGCGCUCACACGAGUACGACCACGACAGGUAUCUACCAGACAGAAGCAGUUCGUUAGACGGCUCUCUGCAGGGACCAGGCCGGGGUACAAAGCGCUAUUCCCAAGAUUCCCCUCCAUACACUGCUCCUCUCUCCCCCAAGUUACCAAAGAAUGACCGUCACCCUUUGGAAGGUGAAACCUUUGUCCUGGGAGAUGGCCUCCCAGGGCCCUUGGAGCCUCGCCUGGACCCUAUGGACUCUGCCUUGAACUCUGUCAAUUCCUCCAGCCACAGCAGGAGCUCCAGAGACUGUCGCCUACCAGGAUACAGGCACCUGCACCAACCCUCGAGCCUCAGCCAGGGCACCUCUGCCCUGCGCAGGCCUAGCUCUGGGGGCUCCGACAGGUACCUGGGCCCCCGGGACGUGUCCCGGCUGAGCGGCCGCGACCCCUCGUCCUGGUCGGUGGAGGAGGUGAUGCAGUUCAUCCGCGAGUCCGACCCGCAGCUGGGCCCCCACGCCGACCUCUUCCGAAAGCACGAGAUCGACGGGAAGGCCCUGCUCCUGCUUCGGAGCGACAUGAUGAUGAAGUACAUGGGGCUGAAGCUGGGGCCAGCCCUGAAGCUCACUUACCACAUCGACAAGCUAAAGCAAGGCAAGUUCUGAGAGGACAUUGGCAGGACAGAUCCUGGAAGCUCCGCUCCUGGCCACCCCCACCCGCGCUCACCUGCCGACAGGUUCGCAUGCACACACCCCAUUUACACCGCAGACAGACAGACAGACGGACACCUCGCCGAUAGCCCACCCCCCCCCAGGGGACAGACGGACACCUCGCCGAUAGCCCGGCCCCCCCAGGGGACAGACGGACACCUCGCCGAUAGCCCGGCCCCCCCAGGGGACAGACGGACACCUCGCCGAUAGCCCGGCCCCCCCAGGGGACAGACGGACACCUCGCCGAUAGCCCGGCCCCCCCAGGGGACAGACGGACACCUCGCCGAUAGCCCGGCCCCCCCAGGGGACAGACGGACACCUCGCCGAUAGCCCGGCCCUCCCCGGGUCCCGCUGCCCCCGCCCCCAGCGGGAGGAGCCCGGCACAGUUGGGCUUCACGCCAGACUCGAGCCGUGGGUCCCCUGUUGGAAGCAGAGGGUCUCUCCCAGCACUCCUUCGUGGGCUCCUGGUCCUGCUUCCCCGGGAUGGAGCAGCAGCUCUGGGCAGUCUGUGGGGACUGGGCACUGGCACCACCUCCUCCCUCUCGCCUGCUCGGGGCAGGCACUGGGGGCGCUGCAGCGGGGCCGUGCCCCGACUGUGCCCUGCGGCACCACGGUGAGCUCGGAGCAUCCCCCGCCCCGGCCCCGCCUUCCACACCGGGGGGAGCCCGGGGGCCACUCACCCCCCUCAGCUCUACCUGCCCCUGGCUUCAGACCCGGCUCCAGCUGGGCACGCCAGGCCAGGGAUGGAAGCUUUCAUAUUUAUUCCAGACUGGAAAGGCCACACGGCACUGGCUGGGAGCGUGGAGUGAGCUGGGAGAGCCAAGGAGCAGGGCUGGGUGCCCCUGGCACGUGUUGGAGGCUGCCUGGAUGCUGCAGGACUCGGUUGAUACUUCUCGCCUUUUAUUUUUUUUUUAAUUUUCUCUUUUGGAAUUUUUUUUUUUUACUAAGGAGUUGUGUGUUUAAAACGAUGAGAUGAUUUUUCUACCUGUGUUGAACUCGCAACUCUUGGUGAUUUUUAGCCAGAGCUGCCAAGGUUUGUCUUCCCAGGGGCACUCCCGCUCCUCUAGAGUUUUGGUCCGUCCCAGCUCAGCGUGUGAGAGGGUGUUGGGUCUGCCCAGAGGAUCCCGGGGUGGUGACCCGUCCCGAUGUUGCUCUUCCUGUGAGGGCUUUGUCCUGCCCGGGGCCCCUGUUGGUCUCAGGCAGUUUAAUGUAUUUAUUUUUGAUGGCACUUGAGCGGUUCCCGCGGUCCCAGACACGUUCCUGCAGCUGCACGAGGAGUGUGGAGGCCACCGGCUGUGCCAGCGCCGUGUCCCCGGGGCAGCAGUGCCAGCUCGGGGCUGCCUGUGGGGCAGGGGCUGCCCAGACCCCUGAGCAGGCCGAGCCGGGGCAGGGCUGGUGGGGCAGGCGGGGGCUGACCCCGCUGUGUCCCCACACACCCCCAGCACAGACCCGCCCGUGCCACGCUCCCCUGCAGUGACCAAAGGGCUGGGACGGGAUCUCCACUCCGAGCACUUCCUCCUCCUGCCCUCAGCUCACCCUCUGCAUCCAGAGCCACGGCUCAGCACCCCCCGCCAGCCUCGAGGGCCCUGGCCAGCAGCAGGACGGGCCCCCGCGGUGACCAACCCUCCAGGCUCUUGCACUGGGUCAGGUUUACCCCUAAGGGGCAAAGUUGCAAAAAAAAAAAAAAUAAAUAAAUAAAAAAAUACCCCAACGCCCAAAGUAAUGAGAAGGCAAAAGGCUUUUUGUCACAGAGCGUAGCCCGUGCUGGGCCUGGGACACCCCUCGGUGUGACCCGCACUGGUCCCGCUGCACCCAGGGCCUGGCAGGGUCAGCCAGUGCUUUCCUCUGCACUUAUUUUACGUUGAUCUGUUUAUAAAUAAAAGGAUACCAAGUUC